Messenger RNA from Cyphellophora europaea CBS 101466, 906 nucleotides. RefSeq lists its product as uncharacterized. The transcript has a single exon. Lineage: Eukaryota; Fungi; Ascomycota; Eurotiomycetes; Chaetothyriales; Cyphellophoraceae. The record is from RefSeq and is a predicted model, not a curated record. Bases 1 to 906 code for a protein of 301 amino acids.
AUGCCUGGAGUGGAUGUUACGCAGUACGAAGAAUUCGAACGGGUCAGCAGCACAUUGGUGAGGCAAGCACCGCAUAUCGACUCCUCUCACGACCCCGCCCCAGUCCUCCACAUAACGAAUUACUACAACGGCCACUUCUAUAAGAAUCUGACCAUCACCAGCUCCGACGGAGCGCACAAUACGUUUGGUGACUUGGGGAGAAUGUGUAAGUUAUCAUCACUUCGUUCUUAUUUUCGCGAACGGCGGCGGGGGCCUCCGACCAGUAUGGACAUGCGCCCGGACAUUGAGAUCGUGUUCCUGAUAAUGCAUCACACAGCCAAUCGCCCCCAGUCUAGGGUCAACGGUCAUAAAACGAAAGCACCGUCCAUUCGAUCUUCUGCUCUCGAGCCAGCGGCACCAGAAUUGAGAUCCGUGCCUAGCGCAAGAAUCGAGCCUGACAGUAUGGAAGGGUCCGAUGAAGAUACAUCAUACGAUAAGCGCGAGUUAGGGUGGUUCGAACCGGGUCGCUUGUUCAAGGUAUCGAAAGAAGGAGACCCGCUCCAUCUCAAACAAUUCAUACUUUUGGGUACUAGGAACAGCGAAGGACCUUGCUUAUCAGUCGUCACUUACGAUGACGGCGAUCCAAAGCUCAGCACUGGCAACUUCUUUAGAUCGCACGUCCAGGUGAAGGAACAUGAAGAAGAGAACGGUAGCGAGAUUUCCGACUCGCGACGCCGGAUAGUCCACCUGGACGAAUAUGAGCAGCGGGAAGUGGUCGACAACACCUACAUUGUGCUGGACUAUUCCAUCAGCAUUCCUUUCGAAGGCUUAAGAUGUCAAGAUCGUGGCGAGCUUGCCCGUGGCUGUUUGAGAGACGUGCGAAAGUACUAUGUGGAGUGGUUGAAGUACUACUGGGAGAUGGACUGA